Myotis davidii is the source of this 5441-nucleotide messenger RNA. It is a transcript of the gene SV2B, whose product is annotated as synaptic vesicle glycoprotein 2B. NCBI's taxonomy places the organism in Eukaryota, Metazoa, Chordata, Mammalia, Chiroptera, Vespertilionidae. Gene Ontology annotation, molecular function: transmembrane transporter activity. Bases 637 to 2565 code for a protein of 642 amino acids. Gene Ontology annotation, cellular component: membrane. The transcript has 12 exons. Gene Ontology annotation, biological process: transmembrane transport. The record is from RefSeq and is a predicted model, not a curated record.
UUAGGGACACGGAGGGUAUGUUUUGUAGCUGGAUUUCAGCGCAAGGAAAAGAACAUGAUUUGUUCUGCAGGGAUGGGUGAGCAAAUGCAUUUAGCCAGGGAGGAGCGAGGCACUGCUGCUCCUUCCGCAGACCCCUAUUAGGUAUCUCUGCUGUCCAGCAGCCGGGCUGCUGAAACAAAACCUUUAACUGCACAUCACAGAUGCAAGCUAGCUCAAAACAGGGCAUAACCUCCAGUAACAGAACGAAUGGGGCCACUCAGCAAGCUGCCAGUUCCUGCCAGCAGCACCUUGUUGAGGAGCUCAGCUGGACCCAUUUCUAAUCAACAUCCCCCCCCGCCCCCGCCCCCAACAUCUCUGGGUCACUGAAGGAAACCAGACCAGAAUUUGAAAAUUUUCAAAAUUUCAGUAGACACUGAGUGCAAAAGGAUACUUAGGUUGCUUUGCAUAAAUCUGCUCUAAUCGACGGACAUAGCGGGGACAUACAGGUGUUACUUUUACCUAAGAAGUCAUACAAACACAUUCUCCAUUUAAACCUCUGCACAUAGAAUGGAUGAUGGUUAUUGAAACAGCCCGAACCUCUACCACGGUGCACAAGAUAUAGCUUGAGAGGUGACCAGGCAGUCGCGGAACCAAGGAAUGGAUGCUUAUAAGUAUCAGGACAACUAUGAGGGCUACGCCCACACGGACGGUUAUUAUCCCGGCAAUGAGUCCAACCCAGAGGAGGAUGCACAGAGUGAUGUUACCGAAGGCCAUGAUGAGGAGGAUGAGAUCUAUGAGGGCGAGUACCAGGGCAUCCCUCACCCAGACGAUGUCAAGGCCAAGAAGACCAAGAUGGCGUCCUCCAGGGAGGAUGACCUUCGGGGCCAGGCGGACCUGAUGGCUGAAAGGAUGGAAGAUGAGGAGGAGUUGGCUCAUCAGUAUGAGGCCAUCAUGGACGAGUGUGGCCACGGGCGCUUCCAGUGGAUCCUGUUUUUCGUCUUGGGUUUGGCCCUGAUGGCUGAUGGGGUGGAGGUGUUUGUGGUGAGUUUUGCCCUGCCUAGUGCAGAGAAGGACAUGUGUCUGUCCAGUUCCAAGAAAGGAAUGCUCGGGAUGAUAGUCUACCUCGGAAUGAUGUCGGGGGCCUUCGUCCUGGGGGGCCUGGCUGAUAAGCUGGGGAGAAAGAGAGUCCUCAGCAUGUCUCUGGCCCUCAACGCUUCCUUCGCCUCCAUCUCCUCCUUCGUGCAGGGUUACGGGGCCUUCCUCUUCUGCCGACUCAUCUCGGGCAUCGGUAUUGGUGGAGCUCUGCCCAUUCCGUUUGCCUAUUUCUCUGAAUUCUUGUCUCGGGAGAAGCGAGGGGAGCACCUCAGUUGGUUGGGGAUCUUCUGGAUGACCGGGGGCAUCUAUGCGUCUGCCAUGGCUUGGAGCAUCAUUCCGCACUAUGGCUGGGGCUUCAGCAUGGGCACCCACUACCACUACCACAGCUGGAGGGUGUUUGUCAUCGUCUGCGCUCUGCCCUGCACCGUGUCCUUGGUGGCCCUGAGGUUCAUGCCCGAGAGCCCACGGUUUCUGCUGGAGAUGGGCAAACACGACGAAGCUUGGAUGAUUCUCAAGAAAGUCCAUGACACCAACAUGAGAGCUAAGGGGACCCCGGAGAAGGUGUUCACGGUCUGGGAUAACGCUCAGUACUGCCUGCUGGGGCCUUACAGGAUGAACACGCUGGUUCUGGCCGUGGUCUGGUUCACGAUGGCCUUCAGUUACUACGGCCUGACGGUUUGGUUCCCCGACAUGAUCCGGUACUUUCAAGAGGAAGAAUACAAGUCCAAGAUGAAGGUAUUUUUCGGCGAGCACGUGUUUGGUGCCACCAUCAACUUCACGAUGGAAAAUCAGAUCCACCAGCAUGGCAAGCUUGUGAAUGACAAGUUCACAAAGAUGUAUUUCAAGCAUGUUCUCUUUGAAGACACGUUCUUUGAUGAGUGCUAUUUUGAAGAUGUUACGUCCACGGAUACCUAUUUCAAAAACUGCACCAUCGAAUCCACCGUCUUUUAUAACACAGGUAAGAACCGGGGCAGACAGGUCAUUGCACGUGUAGAGGAUUUUUGCUUCAUCCACACCUUGGCGAGCGCCACCUUGACUUUGAAACUGUGUGAUGGCCAGAGGCUGGUGCAGGCUGCCCAGUCCGUCUUGCCGGGGAAUAUCAUCUCCGCCCUGCUCAUGGAUAGGAUCGGGAGGCUCAAGAUGAUCGGUGGCUCCAUGCUGAUCUCGGCGGGCUGUUGCUUCUUCCUGUUCUUCGGCAACAGCGAGUCGGCGAUGAUCGGCUGGCAGUGCCUGUUCUGCGGGGCCAGCAUCGCGGCCUGGAACGCUCUGGACGUGGUCACCGUGGAGCUGUACCCCACCACCCAGAGGGCAACCGCCUUUGGCAUCCUCAAUGGAUUAUGCAAAUUUGGAGCUAUCCUGGGAAACACCAUCUUUGCUUCUUUUGUUGGGAUAACCAAGGUGGUCCCCAUCCUCCUGGCUGCCACCUCUCUCGUUGGGGGCGGCCUGAUUGCUCUUCGGCUGCCAGAGACCCGAGAGCAGGUGCUGAUGUGAACGGGCCACGGGAAGAGGAAAUGUCGGAAGAACCUUUCCCGGGGACCCUCAGGGCAUCCACACUUCCUGUCCGUCACCGCCCAGAGGACUUUGGAAGCGCAGGAGGAGAUGUUGACUUUGUGACCCCUAAUCUAGGACCCAUCUCAGCUUUAAGAUGUUGGUAACUCAGGUGACCGAUUUGGGGUGUCCUGAGCUGCCCUGGUAAUCAUGGAACUGUUCGCUUGGUUCUAGGUCGCCCCAGCCCACGGCAGGGGAGGAGGAAUAACACCUCCAAGGGGGGUGCGUGCUAAGCAAGGAGGUGCAAGGAUGUCUUUGCACUUGAAGGUGGAUUUGAGCGUGAGGACACUCAAGCUCCUUCAUAAAGUUCUUCAGAGCCCAGUGACCUUACAACAUGUUAUCUGGGCAAGAAGUUAGCAUCGUCGUAUAAAUAUUGGGCUUGAAGUACAGGGUCCAUAUAUUUUUUUGCAUUGAAAAGAAUCACCUAUCAUAUUUUCCAUUUGAAAAUUGGCACCGCCGCGGGGAAGAUAUGCUGAUAUAGAAAAACAAAUAUUUGAGCAUUAUCUAUAGAAACCUACUCCCUACCCCAAGGGUCCUGAGCUUUUCAGGACGAUUAGGUGAUACAUUUAAGAAAGAUAUUUAUCCCUUUUCGAUCUAGUCAAAGAAGCCUAAUGGGAUAGGUAUUCUGUGAAAUAACUUUGUACAUACUCUAUUUGGGUUUUGUUCGCAGACAUGGUAUCUGCAAACAUGUGCCAGCAAUUAUAUAGCCAUAUUUUGGGAGGACUCGGGGAUUGAGGUCCCGGGAAACUGGGUCCGAUGGAAUGAAAUGCAAGCACAAUUUCUUAUAGCCAUUCAGCUUGCUGUGGAGAGAUGCACUCAGCAGACCCACAUCGCACAGUUCGUGGAGUUUAGGCACAUCUCUUCGUGUAGCCUCUCUCACACUGAUCGCUUGUGAAACUCAAGCUCGCUGUCUGCGGACCUGGCAUUUGACGUUGCUGCUUCCCCAGAACAACAUGGGAGGUGCUCGGUGGCCUCUGGUGUCUGUGGGUGAGCAUCAAACACGGGAGACAACACGCGGGAUGGAGGGAGAAGGGAAGUGUCCCCACAGCUCUCCAAAGUGCUAACUCUCCCUGUUCCUUUCAGCAGCAAGACACGACCCAGAGUUGGUCCCAUGAGAAAUCGAUGCUUUGUGUUUCGGUCCAGGACUUUUUUUUUUUUCAUCUCCCAUUUCCCCCCACUUUGCCCCGCUCCUUCCAGCCCCUCCUCACCCCUCCAGGUCUUCACUGCCCUAUUGCCCAUGUCCAUGGACUAUGCCUAUAAGUAUAUACGUUCUUUGAUUUAUUCGGUCCAGGACUUUUAAAGCAGAUGCCAUUGCCAUGGGAGUAGGGAGUGUCAUGGAUCUUAAAUACGUUUUCCUUGAGAGCUCUAAGGGGACUCCUUCGUGAGACCCAGUUUGGACAUGAAUUGGGGGUAAGAGUGGGGUGAGGAGCAGAGGACAAACGACGUUGGCAGGGGUCAGCAGUGGACUGAAGUGUGGACGAGAGAAAAGGCGGACGUUGUGUCCAUGAGAACUGUCCUGCGUGGAGGGGCAGUGAGCUAUGGACGCGCGCCACUGGCGGUGAGCGGCAGCCUGAAGAACGCACGCUUUGAGGCGAUAAGCGAGGCGAUAAGCGAGACGCUCAGGCCUGCAAGGUGCCCCUUUCCCGACCAGCGGUCUCCAAAAAUCUUAAACACAGUGAUGAUGGCUCGCCACGUGCUGUCUCAGGGUUUGAGAGGCGCUCGGGUCUCAAGACAGCUGGGGGCCGUCUUACUGUGGUUCCCUGGAGUGACUGACGGUCGGUCGAGAGCACCUUUCUACCCUCAAGCCGAGAUCGGUUUUACUGGUUAAAAUAUUUCCUCUGCUUCUCUUGUGUCCCACCCCUUUGUUCACCUUUAUUUUUUCUGUACAGCGAAGACACAUGGGCUCUGAUUUGCCAUCCUGAUCCUCCCAACUAUAUACAUACGCCACUGUGGGUUAGUGUUUCUUCCAGGGCUUUGCAGACGUCACCUAACAGGAAUGCUAGGUGGAUGAGGAGAGGCCCGGUGUAACAUAGCUGUAAUAUACUCGCCACAUUCUUAGGAUGUGAAAUGCAGUGGCUAGUUUUCUGCAAGAGCGCCGUGUCCACCUGGAAUGACUACAGCCCUCGUAGCACUGUUCUUCAAUGCAUUCAAUGAGCAGCUAGCACGUGAGAAAUUCACAAGGCCGUUAGAAGCUGCAUUUCUUGUUACGGUGGAUCUUGUAAAUCUAAAACGUGAUUGCUUUUUUAGUGUUGGGGUGGCUGCCAUAAUUUUGGGGUAAGCUCCCUUUGAUGUCCGAGCGCUAACUUCUGCACUCUCUUUCUGGCUCCUUAUACCAACCACCUAAACAACCAAGGGCAAUUCUCAUCGCAUCCCUGCGUUUCCCCACGUGGGAUUGUCGGGCACCGGCACAUGCCCACCUCUCAAAUGCUUUAAAUACAGUCUCUGUGGCAGGGCAUGGGGUAGGGGGUGGUGGGGAAUGUAUAGCAUUGACGUUCUACCCAGAGAAAUGGAAUCGUGGAGAAUGAAAGGAAUGAGGUUCUCCUUUGGCGAGCAAAUCUGUACCCAGUUCAUGAUGGACUUUGUGACCCCCAGUUUGGGAGUGGUUACUUUGAAGAGUUGCCACUGUAUUGUGUCAUUUCCUGAUGCCGAUCUCCGAUCUUUUGUUUCAUUGAAAAUAAUUAGUGCGAGGGGUUGUGUCAGUUUGUGAAGUGUUUAGCCCAUGAGCCUGAGGUCAUGGCACACAGACCCCUCCGUGCCUACGGUGUCCUGGUACCUUGUGUGCGUUCAUUAAAAAAUAAUAAAAACAGUUGUAAACAAAC